UCACAGAGUAGCUUGAACCCGGAGAAAGGCAUUGGUGUUGCAUCAUUAAGUGUUGUCUACGGAUGUCUUAUAUGUUCUUCUCUGCUUCUCCCACGUAUUCUUAUAAAGAAAAUUGGUUGCAAGUGGACAAUUGUGGCUUCCAUGUGCUGUUACAUCACAUACUCAGUGGGAAAUUUUAAACCUAACUGGUAUAGUUUGAUUAUUACUUCUGCAAUUCUGGGAUUUGGAGGUGGACCACUCUGGGCUGCAAAAUGUACAUAUAUCACAUCCAGUGGAAUUAAGUAUGCUGAGAAGAAAGGAAAAGACAAAAUGAAUGUUGUAAACCACUACUUUGGUGUCUUCUUUCUUAUAUACCAAUCAUCAGGAGUUUGGGGAAAUCUCAUCUCUUCAUUGGUACUUCAGGAAAGUCCUACGAAAGAUAUCUUUGGAAAUGAGAGUUACUCUCACUGUGGUGCUAAAAAUUGCCCAGAUUUUACUACAAGUUCCAAUAAUACUAAUACAUCUACCUCUGUCUCCAGUGUAUCAGACAACGUUCGUUAUACAUUAAUGGGGAUUUAUACUGGUUGUGGAGUACUAGCAGUGAUUAUUGUUGCUACAUUUUUAGAUCAGAUCGAUAUUAACGAGGAACAAAAAAAUGAAGGAGAUGUGAAAAUAUCUGUUUGGAAGUCACUGCUAGCUACGUUUAAUCAGCUUAGGGACAUACGGCAGUGUCUCCUUAUACCACUGACAAUGUUUAGUGGCUUUCAGCAAGGAUUUCUUUCAAGUGACUACACUAAGGCAUAUGUAACAUGUACUUUGGGGAUUCAUUUUGUAGGAUAUGUAAUGAUUUGCUUUGGAGCAGCAAACUCAAUUUGCUCUAUACUUUUUGGAAAAAUUUCCCAAUAUACUGGAAGAAUAGCACUUUUUAUGUUCGCUGCACUUACAAGUGCUUCCUGCAUAAUUGCCCUUUUGCUCUGGCGUCCACACCCAAGUCAAUUUGCUGUGUUUUUCAUAUUUCCUGCUUUAUGGAGUAUGUCAGAUGCUAUUUGUCAGACACUCUUGAAUGAACCCCUCUUACAGACAAUCCGACAGAACAAAGCCAUCACCGGCAUCAAGCUUCGGGGCAAAGAAUACAAAGUAGCAGCCUAA
Molecule: messenger RNA, 1128 nt
Organism: Pelobates fuscus (common spadefoot toad)
Lineage: Eukaryota; Metazoa; Chordata; Amphibia; Anura; Pelobatidae
Product: protein unc-93 homolog A-like
Exons: 7
Source: RefSeq, a predicted model, not a curated record